Penicillium expansum is the source of this 2703-nucleotide messenger RNA. RefSeq lists its product as uncharacterized. Lineage: Eukaryota; Fungi; Ascomycota; Eurotiomycetes; Eurotiales; Aspergillaceae. The transcript is spliced from 6 exons. The coding region runs from base 1 to 2703 and encodes 900 amino acids. The record is from RefSeq and is a predicted model, not a curated record. Gene Ontology annotation, molecular function: protein binding.
AUGCCUACUUCCACACUAUUCUGCGCUUCCAACUCCGGAAUUCAAGUUGGCGAUAACGGUGGCCAUAUUACAGUACAACACUAUGCACGACCAGAGUCACAAGAAUCACCACCACUACCUUCAUCUACCGUACCGUUCGGCCGUGAUCCGGAUUUCGUUGAACAAGGUCAACUGCUUGAGCAGACUCAUGAGAAAUGCUCCAUCACAGGGUCGAGAGUCGCUCUUGUCGGCCUCGGUGGGGUCGGAAUCAGAGAACGUUCACCUAGCACUUGGGUGUUGUGGGUUCAUGCGAGUAAUGCCGCCCGGUUUGAAGAAAGCUUUUGGCAAAUUGCCGACCGAGCGAAACUCCCAGAACGACAAGAUCCCAAUUUAAGCAUCUUCAAAGUGGUGCAUGACUGGCUUGCGGAUGCGAAGCAAAAAUGGGUCAUGAUUCUCGACAACGUGGACGAUGAUCAGUUUCUAUAUGAACCUUGUACAAGGUCUCGUAUGUCUAAGGACGAUAGCCAAGGUAGUUCAUUAAAGGUACCACUCUUGACAUUCAUCCCGGAGUGCCCAAAUGGAUCUGUCAUCUGGACGACACGAUUCAGGCGUGUAGCUACGAGAGCAGUGAAUUUGCGAAACAUUUUGUCAGUCGAACCCAUGGAUACCUCACACGCUGUCACUCUCCUGAGGAAGAAGCUUACCUCAACACCAAAUGAGCAAGAUAUCAAGAAGCUCACCGAAGCGUUGGAGUUUAUGCCACUCGCCAUUGUUCAGGCCGCCGCAUAUAUUGAGUGCAGGGCACCCCGUUGCUCGGUGUUGGAGUAUCUAGAAGAGUUCGAGAAAAAUGACCAAAGAAUGACAAUUCUUCUUGAUUAUGAAGCAGGACAGAGCCGACGAGACUGGGAAGCAGCUAGUUGUAUUUUGGGUACAUGGCAAAUGUCAUUUGACCAUAUUCAGCACACUAGGCAGUCUGCAGCAAACCUCCUUUCCCUCAUGAGCUUUUUCGACCGACAAGGGAUCCCAGAGAAAUUUAUCAAGAACCUAUCAGAUGAUGCCACCGCCCUAAAGGAUUUCCUCGAAUCUCAAGGAAUCUCCGCAGAAAUGAUCAAAGGAGCAUCUGUUGCAACGGAAGUUCGUGAAGUUAUUCAAUCGCCGGCCCUGGGACCGGAAAACAGCGAAGAAACCGAAAAAAGGACAGAAGGUGAUAUUUGGGAUGAGGAGUUUGAAACAGAUAUCAGGAUGCUGAGGGAUUUUUCUUUCAUCUCGAUCAACCGCGAUCCGCAAAUUUUUGAGAUGAAUAGGUUGGUGCAGCUAGCGAUGCGGAAGUGGCUGACGGCAAACAGAAAAGAAGAGAUAUGGAAGACACACUUCAUUUGGAAUGUUUCCUGUGCCUUCCCGGCGAAGGGGGCCGGUACCUGGGAAAAUUGCCAGUCUUUAUUUCCACAUAUCAAGGCGGCAAUGUCACAGCGGCCAGCCCUCAACCAAACCCGGAUCAUUUGGAUUCGAGUCCUACAAAUGGGUGCAUUCUAUGCACAUUUUACUGGAAAUACGCCAGAAAUGCUGCGUAUCGCCGAGAGAGCCAGCGCGGAAAGCAACAAGUUAAUGCCAAGCGAUAACAAAGAACGAAUUGAAGUUGAAAGAACGUUGGCUAGUGCAUAUAAAUUGGAAGGUCGACUAGACGAUGCUGAGACCCUAGAGUUGAAGGUUCUGCAGACCUGUCAAAGCAAAUUUGGACAAAACGAUCGCAUCACGCUUGAGGCAAUGGCUUCCCUAUCGCAGACAUAUUGUUAUCAGGGCAGAUACCACGAUGCGCUGGAGCUCCAAACCCAAGGCUUGGAGGCAGUGAAAUCUGCAUUCGGAGCGGAUGCUAGCCUGAUUUCUGAAUUUUUGUCAACUUUAGCAAUCACAUACAGAUUCCAAGGACGUCUCCAAGAUGCCGAAGCUUUAUAUCUUGAAUACCUGGGAAAUGCAUAUCAGCUACUAGGAGAACAUGAUCCAGAUAUACUGUCAGUGCGGGAGUACACUGGGAGAAGCCCACCCCCACACGACGGCGUGUAUGUUGUGUUUGGCAGCGUUGAAGUCAAACCAAAUAUGGCUAUCCACGUUCGACCAACUACCGUUUAUGUUGAAAUUAAGGUGCUUGAUAUUCUUCGACCACUUGUUGGGGAUCGAAACCCGAAGACCCUCCUCGCGAUGAGGGAUUUGGCAGAGACCCAUGUGGCCCAACACCAAGUAGAGAAAGCCGAGGCAAUGUACCUGCAAGCGCUGGAAGGUAUCAUAACCAUCUACGGAAACAACCAUUCUAAAACAAUUAUCAUGAAGAAUGGCCUAGCCAGGUUAUACAGGAUUCAGGGCAGAUAUCAUGAAGCUGAAGUAUUUGGAUGUGCAGCAUUUGAAAGUGCCAAGCGGGCCCGCGGACAAGAUGAUACACUGAUUAAUAAUUCUAUCAUGAACCUACUCCCUACUUUGAUGGCGUGCGGCCGAUACGAAGAUGUUAUAGGAUCGGUGACGCAUUUACUUAAUCUUCCCAUGCACACCCUUCAUGCCGAUCCUUCUGUUGCGAAAAUCUUAAGGCGAGAUCUAUUGCUCUGGAGACUCAACCUUCAAUUUUUGUAUGUGUCGGAUUUCGCACAUAGGACACUGUUCUCUUUGAAUUGCAUUUUCGUCGUCAUCAUUUUGGAAUUCUGGCCAAAUAGUCUUGGAAUUGAGAAUCUCAAGUGA